UCUGUCCCUUUAAAAAAGUGCUCUCUCCAAAAACCUGCGUGGUGAUGCUGCCUUUUUAUUCCUUAUUCACAAGAAAGCGCUGGAUAUUUUCACUGAGAGAGCUUCAACUUCUCCAGGUGCGCAUCACACAGCAGGACAACAUAUUCCAUCAUGAACAUAGACGAGAAUCCCGGAUUUAUCACCCACGAAAGAAACGGGAUCGACAAAACCACCGCUGGUGCAGACGUGAGGCCUCUGGAGGAGAAAGAGAACGACAGCAACCGGACUGAGAAUGUGUUGCAGUGCGUGAAAGGCAUGAUCAAGGUGGAGCCUGACGAGCCUGAAAACAAUGAGACCAAAGAAAAAAGGCCGAUUUUUCCAAAAGAAGAAGGAGAUGGGGCGGUGGAGGAAGGUAUGGAAGAAGGAUACGACGGAGACAGGACAGAGGACGACGACGAAAACGACGACGAGAAGGACUACGUGAAUGAACCAGAGGACCUGUCGCUGGCGGACUAUUCACGCUAUUCAGCCAUGCAGGACUCCCCAGCACGGGUGGCGCCAGAGAGGACGUACAUGGCCGGAGCGAUGAGUCCACAUUCGCAGCCCACGGGGAAGCUCAACUGUGACAUCUGCGGCCUGUCGUGCGUUAGCAUCAACGUUCUGCUGGUGCACAAGCGCAGCCACACGGGUGAGAGACCGUUCCACUGCACCCAGUGCGGCGCAUCCUUCACCCAGAAGGGAAACCUGCUUCGCCACAUCAAACUACACUCUGGGGAGAAACCUUUCAAAUGUCCCAUGUGCAGCUACGCCUGCCGCCGACGUGACGCCUUGAGCGGCCACCUGCGCACCCAUUCUGUCGAGAAGCCCUUCAAGUGCAACCUCUGCAGUCGCAGUUACAAGCAGCGCAGCUCGCUGGAGGAGCACAGAGAGCGCUGCCACGUGUACGUUCACAGCAAAGACCUUACUGAGAACGUGUCUUUCUGUGAACCAGACGACAGUCAACCGCCGAGGACUCAGAUGGGCAGCAAGCGCGCUCUGCUGCUCGACAGGCUCGCCAGCAACGUUGCCAAACGCAAGAGUUCAAUGCCGCAGAAGUUCACGGGUGAUAACGGCGUCUGUCUGGACUUGAGCUUUAACAAGGAGCAACCCGAGGAGUUCCCAUUUAGCUCGACGAUGCCGGACGCCCACCGCCAGCGGCCAAUAUUGCAUCCCGGCCCAAACGGCGAUCCGGCUUAUCCCCAGAGGCAUUACCCCGCUCUGAGUCCAAUGAGCCUGGGCAACGGCCACAGGAUGGUCAUGCAGCUGCCGGGUCACCCUCACACCCCCCAGCAAGCCCUCGGCAUGGAUGCCUUCCACGCUGACGGGUCACAGGUCUCCCAGCCCGUCAUGUACAGCUUAGGGCACUUACUCGGGGGGCUCAACCACCAGAACGGGGUCUCGCCCUCCCAGCCCGUCCACUAUUCCCCCCAGGAAGCCCUGCAGGUUGCGCGGCCCGACGGAGAGGCCGCAGCGUUCCCCGGGGCUGUGUUCCCCUGCAGUCACUGCAAGGUGAUCUUUCUCGACUAUGUCAUGUUCACAAUCCACAUGGGGUGCCAUGGCUUCCGAGACCCGCUCGAGUGCAACGUGUGCGGCCAUCGCAGUCGGGACCGGUAUGAGUUCUCGUCGCACAUAGUCCGUGGGGAGCAUCGGCUGGACAUGAAGUAGUUACCCUCACCAGUUCACACAUACACAGUUACAGUCGUUUCAACAAGAAAAAUGACCCCCGUUAGGUACACAGUGAAUAUACAGUGGAACCCGCUUGUGUCGACAACAGUCUUUCAUCUCAGGUUCUUGCCUCUGCUUUACGCAUCUCAUCAGUUCAUGCUCACAGAUUGCCAUUGGUCAGAUCUGCUGUAAACUGUAACCUGACUUUCGCCAGAUCCUUGGAGUUAGCUGAGCUCCAGACAUUGAUCUGGGAUUUCUCAAUAGGAGAUGUAUUUCUGAAGGCAAAAAAGACCAUGGCCUAUGGUCAUGAAGUGUGGGUCAUGACCGAAAGAGUAAGAUCGCGGACACAAGGGGCGAAAUGAGUUUCUUCCGAAGGGUGGCUGGCAUCUCCCUUAGGGUGAGAAGUUCAGUCACCCGAGAGAGACUCGGAGUAGAGCCGCUGCUCUUUUGCUUGGAAAGGAACCAGCUUAGGUGGUUCGGAAAUCUCGUGCGGAUGCCUCACGAGCAUGAGGUCCUCGUUGCAUGUCCCACUUGGGGGAGACCCCGCGGCAGGCCAAGGACCAGAUGGGGCGGAUUACAUCUCCUUCUGGCCUGGGAACGCUUCGGGAACCCUCAGGAGGAAGUUGCUAAUGUUGCUCUGGAGAGGGAAAUCCGGGGGUCUCUGCUACCGAUUCCGUAUAAGUGGUUGAAGAUGGAUGGAUGGAUGGUUGUGAUUGGAUAAACCACUUGUUCGUUAUCUUGAAUGAUGUGCUACUUAGAACUCUCACAUCAAAAUCAACUCGUGACGCUGGGAAAUCCGAAACAGAACAGCGGACAUAUAAGAUAACGACAAGAGAUGUCUGAUAAUGGCUUUUUUGCCGUUAUCCGAUAUUCCGAUAUUCUCCAACGCUUAAUUACAGAUUCCGAUAUCAACCAAUACCGAUAUAUAUAGUCGUGGAAUUAACACAUUAUUUGUUGUGGAGUCCAGCUGGAUGCAUUAAACAAUGUAACUUUACCAUGAAUUGAUUAACGUGGACCCCAACUUAAACAAGUUGAAAAACUAAUUCAGGUGUUACCAUUUAGUGGUCAAUUGUACGGAAUAUGCAGGGGCCUUCUAAAAAAAAAAUCAUUGGUUGUGAUUGGCCUAUGGUCAUGCAGUGUGGGACAUGACCGAAAGAGUAAGAUCGCGGACACAAGCAGCCGAAAUUAGUUUCCUCAGAAGGGUGGCUGGCAUCUCCCUUAGAGAUAGGGUGAUAAAUUCAGUCACCCGAGAGAGACUUGGGGUAGAGCCACUGCUCCUUUGCUUGGAAAGGAACCACGAGGUCCUCCUUGCACGUCCCACUGGGAGGAGACCCCGUGGCAGGCCAAGGACCAUAUGGGGGGAUUACAUCUCCUCUCUGGCCUGGGAAGGCUUCGUGAAACCUCAGGAGGGAGUUGCUAAUGUUGCUCUGGAGAGGGAAAUCCGGGGAUCUCUGUUACCAAUUCCGGAUAAGCGUUUGAAGAUGGAUGGCUGGAUGGAUGGUUGUGAUUGGAUAAACCACUUGUCCGUUAUCUUGACUGACGUGCUACUUAGACCACUCACAUCGAAAUCAACCCGUGACGCUGGGAAAUCCAUCACAGAACAGCCGACAUAUUGGAUAACGACUAGAGAUGUCCGAAAAUUGUUUUUUACCGAUAUUCCGAUAUUGUCCAACUCUUAAUUACCGAUUUGGAUACCAACCGAUACCGAUAUAUACAGUCGUGGAAUUAACACAUUAUUAUGCCUAAUUUUGUUGUGAUGCCCCGCUGGAUGCAUUAAACAAUGUAACUUUACCAUGAAUUGAUUAACGUGGAACCCGACUUAAACAAGUUGAAAAACUUAUUCGGGUGUUACCAUUUAGUGGUCAAUUGUACGGAAUAUGCAGGGGCCUUGUAAAAAAAAUAUAUAUAUAUCAUUGUUUGUGAUUGGCCUAUGGUCAUGAAGUGUGGGUCAUGACCGAAAGAAUAAGAUCGCAGACACGAGCGGCCAAAAUGAGUUUCCUCGGAAGGGUGGCUGGCAGCGCUCUCUUAGAGAUAGGGUGAGAAGUUCAGUCACCCGAGAGACUUUGCUUGGAAAGGAACCAGCUUAGGCAGUUCGGACAUCUCGUGCGGAUGCCUCACGAGCGUCUCCCUAGGGAGGUCCUCGUUGCACGUCCCACUGGGAGGAGACCCCGCGGCAGGCCAAGGACCAGAUGGGAGGGAUUACAUCUUCUCUCUGGCCUGGGAACGCUUCGGGAUCCCUCAGGAGGAAGUUGCUAAUGUUGCUCUGGAGAGGGAAGUCGGGGCUUCUCUGCUACUGAUUCCAGAUAAGCGGUUGAAGAUGGAUGGAUGGAUGGUUGUGAUUGGAUAAACCACUUGUUCGUUAUCUUGAAUGAUGUGAUACUUAGACCACUCACAUCGAAAUCAACCCGUGAUGCUGAGAAAUUCAAAACAGAACAGCCGACAUUUUUGGAUAACGACUAGAAAUGUCCGAUAUGGCUUUUUUGCCAAUAUUCCGAUUUUGUCCAACUCUUAAUUACCGAUUCCGAUAUCAACCGAUACAGUCGUGGAAUUAACACAUUAUUAUGCCUAAUUUAGUUGUGAUGCCCCGCUGGAUGCAUUAAACAAUAUAACUUUACCAUGAAUUGAUCAACGUAGACCCCGACUUAAACAAGUUGAAAAACUUAUUCGGGUGUUAUCAUUUAGUGGUCAAUUGUACGGAAUAUGUACUGUACUGUGCAAUCUACUAAUACAGGUUUCAAUCAAUCAUUUAAAAACAAGGGUUUCCAAAAUAAGACUCUUCAACUCCAAUUAUGGAAAACAGUGCCAACAUGGCACUGCCAUAUUUAUUAUUGAAGUCACAAAUGGACUAUGCUGUUUUAUUUUCAAUUAAACAAUGGAAAAUACAUACUCAUAAUAGUACAGUUAUUAGUGAGAAUAUACUUAUUUUGAGGUUAGCUAAUUUUACUUGUUUUGGAAAGUCUUGACAAGGCAAUUUUUUUUGUUUUAUUGGCAAAUAAUUUUGCUUAGUUCAAAUAAAAUACUCCUCAUUUUUGUUUGUUUUUUUUCGUUUUUGAACAAUGACUUUUUGCAGUGUAAUGCGACCGUAUUUGGUGAAUAAUCGCAUGGAAAACACAAGGAUGUAAAUGGAAAAUGUGCACACAUGAAGGAAAACAAUGUCGAAAAACAAAAAAAUAUUUUAUCAACCUUUUAAUUUUUGUCUGCGGAUUAAGUUAGAAAUACAUGCACAAGGAAUGGUUAAUUGUUUAUGUCAACAACUGCUUACGUCAACCAGCCGAGAGGUGUCGACAUUAACGGGUUCCACUGUAUAUAUAUAUAAAAAAUAAAAAUAAUUUUAGCACAAGCUGGUUCACUUUGUAGAGUGAAAAGAUGAGUUGUGCAUUAAAGUUUUAUGACACCAAUGGCAUAUAAUGUCAUUGACGUAGCAGCUGAUCAUUACGAAUGUGUCAAAAGUCUGGCCCAGAAUGAACUAAAAAAAAAAAAACAACACAUAAUAUUGAAUAGAAAGAAAAUACCAGCAGUUCCGGAAAAAAUUGUUCUGUUCACACUAAAGCGAUGAUGAACCACAGAACUGAUGUCUUCACCAUUGCUUUUUCAGUCAAGAACUGGAAUAUUCAUUUUUUCUAAAUGCUGCCCAUAGAACAAAAUGUAGAUAGAUCUAAUUCUGCCAUGUUUCUCUUUUAUGUGAAAGUAAAGAUCACUUUUAUACUGUCA
Messenger RNA from Nerophis ophidion (straightnose pipefish), 5394 nucleotides. Its product is annotated as zinc finger protein Aiolos-like. The coding region runs from base 151 to 1683 and encodes 510 amino acids. Gene Ontology annotation, molecular function: RNA polymerase II cis-regulatory region sequence-specific DNA binding; DNA-binding transcription factor activity. The transcript is spliced from 8 exons. Gene Ontology annotation, biological process: regulation of transcription by RNA polymerase II. The record is from RefSeq and is a predicted model, not a curated record. NCBI's taxonomy places the organism in Eukaryota, Metazoa, Chordata, Actinopteri, Syngnathiformes, Syngnathidae.